Ostrea edulis (European flat oyster) is the source of this 1179-nucleotide messenger RNA. RefSeq names its product complement C1q tumor necrosis factor-related protein 3-like. Lineage: Eukaryota; Metazoa; Mollusca; Bivalvia; Ostreida; Ostreidae. Gene Ontology annotation, molecular function: protein binding. The record is from RefSeq and is a predicted model, not a curated record. The transcript is spliced from 2 exons. The coding region runs from base 60 to 1151 and encodes 363 amino acids.
AUCAGACGAGAGGAUUGUGAAUUGAAAGGUAAUACAAGGGACAGUCUCAUUUUCUUAUCAUGACCAUACUAAUCGGCAAUAUGUUGAUCUGUUUGUUUCUCCUAUGCUGCUGUCAAUCUUCUUUUGCUUUACAAUUGAAUGACUCCCCUGUCAUCCAAGCUUUAGCAGAAAGAAUAACUUUAUUAGAGCUGAACAACGGCAUGCAGCAAAUGGUUGAUAGCCGCAUUUAUGAUCCACUCUCAAAUAUACCCGGAAGAAUUGACGUCAUUUCUGAAACAUACAGAAACUUCGAAAGUAAAAUCCGUACCCUCGAGGAAAAAUUGCUUGACCACGAAAACGUAAUCAUCCAACUGAAAGAUUCAAAGGACAGAAUUAAUACUUUGGAAAAAACUAUCCAUGACUUAUCGAUAACUGUGAGACAACAGAGAAAGGACAUUAAACGUACACGGGGACUUGAAACCAAAUUUGUUGACCAAGGCAGAACAAUUUCAGAUCUAAGAAAACGGACAUUUGAUUGUGAACGUAUAAUUUUCAAUUUUCAAAAUCAAUUGGAUAUGUUUCAACAUAGUGAGAAAUCCAGAAAAAACAUAGCUGGUCCACUGGAUAAGUCACAUGGAUAUAAUGGACAUGAGAAGGAGGAAAAGCAUAGUUCAAUCAGAAGCGUCCGUCAAGAAAAGAGAGAAUUCCAUUCACAGCAAAAAAAAUUGUUAUCACCUGUAGCUACAACACAUCCAUCCCUCGCCACCCAUACCAUUGCCUUCUAUGCCUAUAUGACUCGUGAUACACAAGCAAUUACUAUUCAACAUUCUCUUACUUUUGAUGUUGUGAAGACUAACAUUGGAAAUGGCUACCACCCUGCAACAGGCGUUUUCAUCGUACCCGAGAGCGGAGUCUACGUAUUCACUUGGAGUAUAAGAGAGAAUGGAAAUAAUUAUCACCCAGCAGAGUUGAUGGUGAACACUGACGUGCUUGGAGUUCUGUAUGUAAAUGGAGACGGUAAUUCUUCCACUGGCACUGGGGUAGUUGUCACUCAUGUCAAUGCAGGUGAUGAUGUAUUUAUAAGAACGUCUUCUUACGCUCCAAACAAUAUUGGUGCUGUAGGUAGCAAUGAUGCCGGGCGGUCUUCUUUUGCUGGAUGGAGAUUGUGUUGAACAAUAAAAUGAUGUAACUUUGUAGGAA